Molecule: messenger RNA, 997 nt
Organism: Patella vulgata (common limpet)
Lineage: Eukaryota; Metazoa; Mollusca; Gastropoda; Patellidae
Product: GPN-loop GTPase 2
Exons: 4
Coding region: 60-845 (261 amino acids)
Cellular component (GO): cytoplasm
Molecular function (GO): GTPase activity
Source: RefSeq, a predicted model, not a curated record
CUUACAUCAAAGAUCCAAGGAAAGAAAAUAAGGCGCAAGUUUUAAAGAUAAUUUUGAAAAUGCCGUUUGGACAAAUUGUGAUCGGCCCUCCAGCCACGGGAAAGACGACCUACUGUUGUGCUAUGACGGCGCACUUUGCAAAGAAUGGAAGAAAAGUUGCUGUUGUAAACCUCGAUCCAGCUAAUGACAUUUUACCUUACAAACCCGCCAUAGAUAUUGCCGAUUUGAUAAAACUAUCUGAUGUGAUGGAGAAAUUAAAACUGGGCCCAAACGGUGCACUUAUUUAUUGUAUGGAAUUUUUAGAAAAGAAUUCCGACUGGCUCUUAAAGGAACUAGAAAAAAUAAAGGACAGAUAUAUUCUCUUUGACUUUCCAGGACAAGUGGAACUUUUUACUCAUAACUCAUCGGUGAAAACCAUAGUAAAUCAUUUAGUGAAAGCAGAUUACCGUUUGACGUGUGUAAAUUUAAUUGACUCGUUUUGUUGUAGUGAAGUAGGGAAAUAUAUUUCAGCGUUGGUUAUCUCCCUUAAUACGAUGUUACAGAUGGAGUUGCCACAUAUUAACGUGUUAUCAAAGUUUGAUCUGUUUAAAAAAUGUAAAACGACAGCAUUUAAUGAAGAAUUUUAUACCGACGUUCUAGAUUUAGAAUUUUUAUUGGAUCAUUUACAGGCGGAUCCAGUUUUUAAGAAAUAUAAGAAGUUAAAUGAAAGUUUAAUCGGUGUUAUAGAAGGCUACAGUUUGGUUUCAUUUGUACCUUUAAAUAUUCAGGAUAAAGAAAGUAUACAAACUGUAUCAUCGGCUGUAGAUAAGGCUAAUGGAUAUUAUUUUGAUAGCAUAGAAAAAUAGUGAAGGUUGUUCAGUGUCCGAUUAGGCGAUUACUAACUAAUAACAGCCCUAUGGACUAUUGUACAUCAAUGUAACUGCGUUUGAGGAGCAGGAAAUGUUGGGUAAAACCAUAAAGAUUAUAUAAAGUACACGAAUAAAACAUUUGGAUUUGG